UUGGACCGGGCAACUUGCCAAAACUCCCAGGCAGCUGUACACUGCCACUGAAGAAAAGAUGCCUGACUCUUGUGCAGCUUGGGGCUGUACAAACCGUCGCACAAUCCAAACCAGAUCUCGGGGUAUUACUUUUCAUAGGUUUCCCAAAGAGAAACAGCUGAGGAGGCAGUGGGAGGUAGCUUUAAGAAGGGAAGGUUUUUCCGCCAGUGAGUCCUCUGUGCUAUGCAGUGAGCACUUCAAGCCGGAGGACUUUGACAGGACAGGUCAGACUGUAAAGAUUAGAGAUGGAGCUAAACCACCUGUCUUCAGUUUCCCGACUCAUCUCCAAAGACCAGUGGCAACCAGGACAACACAAGCCUCAAGGAAGGCUGAAGAGAGCCUGUUAGUGGACUGCUCUCUACAUUUCCAAGAGUAUGUUCCUCCUCUGCCUAAUGUUGACCACUCCUAUGCAUUGCCUGCAUCUCCCACUGGUCUAAAGGCCAGACUCUGUGAAGCCUUGGUUAGGGUGGAGAGUCUGGAGCGAGAGAUGAGGAAUGUGAAGGACCGAGAACGGAGGGCAAUGAAGACAUGGUCUUCUAGAGAUCAGCUGAGCAGUUUAUUUGCCAGUCAUAAUUGUGGAAAGCUGUCAGAGUGUCCUUGAUCAAUCAGUUUGUCCGAGCUGAUAUUGGUUCAGAGGAUGUGUUUUUUUUUCUCAGCGAGCACAUUCAGGAAUCACCGUUUGGAAUUGACAACCAUCAUUUUUUGCUUUUGUCGUUAGUUGUGUCUGUCUUCCACAAACUAAGGCUACACCACAUUGUCAGACUGAACACUCUUAAAUUACAGAGUGGCAACUCAAGAAAAAAGCUGUGCAAAGCAGUUUUGUUCCAAGAAUUUUAGCUCCCAUCCCCCAGUUUUAUAAAAGAAGAGCAUAACUUGUACUGGUGGGAUUGGCUCUAGCCCCCCACGAACCUACAAAGGAUAAGCAAUUAUAGAUGAUUGAUGGAUGGGUGUACUGUAUAGUCGAUUAUGCUAUUAUUUUUAUUAUAUAUUAUUGUACUAUUCACUACUCACUAUUUUAUUUACUUUUUUAAUUAUUUUAUUAUUGACUAUUAUACUAUUUAUACUGCAUGUUCUAUUUGUUAUUUUCAAUCUAUUAUUAUUAUAAUAUUGUAUUGUAUUAUACUACUUGUGCUAUUAUAUUAUUUUACUGUUCACUA
This is a messenger RNA of Xyrauchen texanus (razorback sucker), 1196 nucleotides long. Its product is annotated as THAP domain-containing protein 6-like. Bases 59 to 640 code for a protein of 193 amino acids. The transcript is spliced from 4 exons. The record is from RefSeq and is a predicted model, not a curated record. NCBI's taxonomy places the organism in Eukaryota, Metazoa, Chordata, Actinopteri, Cypriniformes, Catostomidae.